AUGACGCUCGAGGCGACUAUGAUCAUUGUGGACAAUAGCGAAAGCAGCAGAAAUGGAGACUACUUGCCAACGAGAUUCGAAGCUCAAGCCGAUGCUAUCAACCUAGUUCAUUCCGCAAAGACGCAAGCAAACCCAGAGUCUUCAGUCGGCCUAAUGAGCAUGGGUGGAAAUGGGCCAGAGGUGUUGGUUACCUUUACCGUAGAUAUUGGCAAGAUCCUAGAAGGACUUCAUCGAACGAAGAUCCGGGGGAAUGCGCAUCUCUCUUCGAGUAUACAAGUUGCACAUGUGAGCGUGGAGACAUUUUCAGAGGCAUUUUUGGCCCUCAAACACCGAAAAGAACGCGCACAGCGCCAGCGCAUCAUCGUUUUCACAUGCUCUCCCAUUUCCGAAGAUGAAAAGACGCUCGUGAAACUUGCAAAGAAAAUGAAGAAACACAAUGUAAACGUCGAUUUCGUUGCAUUCGGUGAUCUCGACUCGGACACGGUGAAGAAGCUAGAAGCUUUCCAUGAGAACGUGAAUAGCGGCAACGGGUCACAUCUUGAGAUAAUACAUCCUGGCCCGAAUCUUUUGAGCGACUCGCUGGUUGCCACCCCAAUUAUUGGUGGGGAGGGCAUGGGAGGUCGAGAAGGAGAGGAAGGAGCCAAUGGGUUCGAAUUUGGUAUCGAUCCCUCGGCAGAUCCCGAGCUCGCUUUUGCCUUACGGAUGUCCCUGGAAGAAGAGAAAGCACGUCAAGAGAAGGAGAAGCAAGAGAAAGAAAAAGACAAGGCUUCGCUAGAAGGCAUUCCGGAGGAAUCACAACCACUCCUUAAUCAAAGUGGUGAACCUAGCGGAAGCAACCAGGGUCCGCCUGGUGACAACCGGAAAGACAAGGGGGACGAUGGGGAUAAGAUGGACACCUCAUGA
This is a messenger RNA of Coccidioides posadasii C735 delta SOWgp, 903 nucleotides long. Lineage: Eukaryota; Fungi; Ascomycota; Eurotiomycetes; Onygenales; Onygenaceae. The record is from RefSeq and is a predicted model, not a curated record.